Fusarium oxysporum Fo47 is the source of this 2722-nucleotide messenger RNA. RefSeq names its product medium-chain fatty acid-CoA ligase FAA2. Lineage: Eukaryota; Fungi; Ascomycota; Sordariomycetes; Hypocreales; Nectriaceae. The record is from RefSeq and is a predicted model, not a curated record. The transcript has 3 exons. The coding region runs from base 395 to 2521 and encodes 708 amino acids. Gene Ontology annotation, biological process: long-chain fatty acid metabolic process. Gene Ontology annotation, cellular component: membrane; endoplasmic reticulum. Gene Ontology annotation, molecular function: long-chain fatty acid-CoA ligase activity.
UCUUCCACUUUUGCGCUUAACUUGAUGGCGUUCGCCAGGCUCGGAAACUUGUCCAGAAAGUCUUGGAACUGAAUUUCUUCAAAAACCCAAUCCUAAUCUCGUUUCUCUUUUCCUACCUCUUCCCUCCCUUUUUUGCUUUUAUUCUGUGAUUAAGCCUUACCAGUAAUUAUCUGCAAGGGAUCAACUGGCUCCUUGUGCUUGUGUUCCUCCGAAUACCUGCAUUCAACCAACCCAUUGUCCUCUUCCCACUUACUCUCUCUCGCUUGGGUAACAGAACAGCUCCAAGCAUACUUCUCUCCCCGCAGCAAUCGACUCGCUCCGUGUCCUUGUGUCCUUGUCUCGCACAAAACUGUAACCCCUCCAGCAACUUGACUCCUCGCCUCCGAUCUUCACCAUGGCUCUCCAGACACAAAAAGACUACGACGCCCUAUACAAGAGGCUCACCACAGUCCCUCCCCCCGGAAAACCCUACGGUAUUCCCGUACCCGGUACAGAACGACCUAACCGCACCGCCGCCUACAGACACUGGGCAGUUGGUGAUGGUCCCCUCGUCACAGCGCUAGAGCCUGGUAUCAAUUCGACACACGACGUCCUUGAGAGGAGUGCGCGCAAGUGGCCCAACUCGAGAUGUCUCGGAACCCGCCAUUGGAACCAGGCGACUCAGCAGUGGGAGGACAAGUACGACUGGAUCAGCUACGGUGAUUUCAACGCCCGAAGGAAGAAUUUCGGUGCCGGUCUCGUUGAGAUUCACAAGGCCAUCAACUAUUCUCCUGAAAAGUACGGUGUCGGUUUGUGGUCGCAGAACAGGGCUGAGUGGCAGAUCGCCGACUUCGGUAUUGCUUCUCAAUCACUUUACUCGGUAUCUCUCUACGAAACUCUUGGUCCCGACACAACAGAAUACAUCAUCAACCAUGCCGAGGUCGCCUGUGUUGUCUGCUCCCUCCCCCACAUCCCUGUUCUUCUUAAGAUGUCUCCCCGGCUACCCGGUUUGAAGCUCAUUGUCUCUCUCGAUCCUCUUGAGCAGGGUGAAUUGGCUUCCCACACCAAGGCCUCCGUCCUCAAUGAGAUUGCUUCUCAUCAUGGCAUCCAGAUCUACUCCAUGGCUCAGGUUGAGGAGAUUGGCGCCAAGUCUGGACGUGCCCCUCGUGCUCCCAGCCGCAAUGACAUCUGCACCAUCAACUACACCUCCGGUACAACUGGCAACCCCAAGGGUGUUCUCAUCACCCACGGAAACGCCGUUUCUGCCAUCGCAGGUGGUCGAACUAAUGGCAAUGUGAGCAGCAAGGACGUUCACCUGUCCUAUCUACCUCUGGCCCACAUCUACGGACGACUCAUCGAUCAGAUCGCCGUUGCUGAGGGCGCUGCCAUUGGUUUCUUCCGAGGUGACAUUCUAGGCUUGGUCGAUGACAUGAAGAUCCUCAAGCCCACUGGUUUCAUCUCAGUUCCUCGACUCUUCAACCGCUUCAACUCUGCCAUUCGCACUGCUACUAUUGAAGCCGAUGGUGUCCGGGGCGCUCUCUCACGACGUGUCAUUGACACCAAGAAGGCCAACAUGCGACUCCCUCCCGGAAAGGCCUCCAACACCCACUUCUUGUACGACCGAAUCUGGACCCCCAAGGUCAAGGCCGCCGUGGGCAUGGACAGAGUCCACAGCAUGGUCAGCGGCAGUGCUCAGCUUGAUCCUGAUGUCCAAGAGUUCCUGCGCGCCGCUUUCGCAAACCACUUCGCACAGGGCUUUGGCAUGACCGAGACGUAUGCCGUCGGAUCUAUCCAGGCACGGGGUGACUUUACCACCGGCAACAUCGGCGGCCCCAUGUGCUGUGUGGAACUCUGCCUCGAGUCAGUUCCCGAGUUUGAUUACACCGUGAAUGACACGCCUAACCCUCGUGGUGAGCUUCUCCUCCGCGGUCCCGUCAUCUUCCGCGAGUACUACAAGAACGCCGAGGAGACCGAGAAGACCCUCGACGCCGAUGGUUGGUUCCACAGUGGUGACAUCUGCGAGGUUGACAAGAUGGGCCGCUUCAAGAUCAUUGAUCGCAAGAAGAACGUUCUCAAGCUUGCUCAGGGUGAGUACAUCUCCCCUGAGCGCAUUGAGAACGUCUACAUGGGUAGCACGAACCUCAUCAACGCCGCCUAUGUUCAUGGUGAUGGUACUCAGUCCUCAUUGGUCGCCAUCUUCGGUAUCGACGUUGAGAACUUUGCCCCUUUCGCUAGCAAGAUUCUCCAGGAGACCAUCGCACCCAACCAGGUCGCCGAUCUCCGCCUCGCCGCUAACGACCCCAAGGUGAAAGCCAAGUUCCUCAAGGUCCUCGACGGCAUUGGCAAGAAGCACAAGUUCAACAGCUUCGAGAAGGUGCGCAAUGCCCAUCUUGAGAUUGAUCCUUUUACCAUCGACAACGGUCUAUUUACCCCUACGCUUAAGCUUAAGCGCCCCCAGGCCGCCAAGGCCUACAGGGAGCAUAUUGACCGCAUGUAUGAGGAGCUUGCUGCCCAGGAGCCUGUUGGAAAGAACAAGCUGUAAAAUAUGUUGUGAUUAUUAGCUCAAAGAUGUGGUUUUUUUUUGGCGUUAGAGCUGCAUUCCAGAUUUUCUAUAUAUGUUGAAGAUGUUGAGCGGCUUGAACUUGUAAAUGAAGAUUACAGUGUAUGUCAAUGCAUAGCUACUUAUUGAUUAAUGCUUCCUUACUUCUUGAAAGAUAUUUUUCCGCCUAAUACUGGACUUUUU